Messenger RNA from Somion occarium, 415 nucleotides. NCBI's taxonomy places the organism in Eukaryota, Fungi, Basidiomycota, Agaricomycetes, Polyporales, Cerrenaceae. The record is from the annotation of a GenBank genome assembly.
GUCACACCGCUGAGAAUAAGAUAAGCGCUGGUAGUAAUGAUUUCCAACUCACCUCCGACAAAACGUCUCAUUGCAUCCUCUAUCCGUUCAUACUUCGUCCACACACAUACACAAGUAUUUAAUCUGAACAAGCUGCAGUCUACCCUCGUUGUCCUGCGAGAGAACAUGCAGCCGUCACUCUCAAACAGUUCCAGACCUGCUGCCCAACUUGGCAGCUUAUGUAAUAAUAUUCAAGCCCCGCCGUAUAUUUCCCUCGCGACGAGGACAGGAACAUCAACUCGUCCUUUUCCCGUCCCUCACCUGCCCUUGGGCACUUACAUUCCUUUGGACUUUCACGCUCCUUCAUUGUUUGGACGCUAAUCGGACGUAUUAUUCGUAUACCCAAUAACAAUGGCCACAACAAAGCUAUUUCACC